ACUGUCCGUUAUACACCCGUAUGUCGGUUCCUUUCUGUAACUCCUCGAUGUACGAGUAACUUCUCAUAAAUUUUAUAAAAGUUUACUAUCUACUUAGGGAACUAUUAAGUGUGGAUUUUUAGUGAUAGUGCGCUAUAAAGUGUGAUCAUGUGAAUUAUAGUGUAUUUGUAAACACGCAAAAGGGAUUGGACUUUUUGUUUUGGUCACAUGCGCAUGAUUGUCAGCCGCUGGCGAGAUGUCUGCCGUGAUGAGCACAUUGUCCAUGAUCAGCGGUGGCAGGCGAGCGCACCGCAAACUCGCAUCCAGUGGCCGCAAGUCAGGACAGUACUCUGAUGUUGGAGAGGAAAGCCAUCGACGACAGAAUGAGCUCAAGCAGCAGAGGUCCGCCUCUUUGCAAACUUUGGAGACCGGCGGAGGAGGGGUCGUCAACCUUGAAACACUGGAGGCGAAGAUGGCGAGUAUAGAAGUGUCACUGGCCGGAUCGAGGCGGCGCAGCGCUGGCGCUCGGGACAUAUCCCGCGAGUUGGAUGCACUGCGGGCGGCCCUCGGGGACAAGGAUACACUCAUACAGAAUCUGAAAAAGCAACUGAGUGCAUCUCUAAGCGCUGCCCGUCUCGCUACAUCAGCUACCACGCCUCCAGCAUCCCGCGCCGGCACAGAGGAAUACGCUGCUUCGCUUUCAGCGGACGAGAGGAGAGCGCUUGAGGAACGCGCAGCAGCUGUACGCAGCGAUCUCGAGACUAAACGCGCCAAUAUUCAGGAGCUAAGGAAGCGGUUGGAUAAGACACAUGUCACUGAUAACAUAGAUACCCGAAUUCAACAAGCGGAACUGCAGUACAAGCUGGGGCGCGAGGAGUUGGAGCUGCUGACCCUCGGCGAGCAGGCGCGGGCGCUGGCACAACUCAUCGAGCAAGCAGACGCUGCCUCCAAAAGGAAUGACCGCAUCACGCUUUACAGCACGGUGCGCGAGUGUGGAGGUACCGCCACGCUGGUCUCGGUUGAAGUUCGUGAGGGCACAUGGGGUGCAGUGCCCCGGGGCUCCGGCGUUGUCGUCGAAUGGGCCGGAGACAACGCCCCGUUAAGAGCCGGUGACAGAUUAGUGGAAGUGAACGGCACGUGGACGGUGUCGUGUCGUAGUGUGGAGGAGGUGCAGCGGGCGGCGACCAGCUCCAACCCGGCGCGACUGGUGGUCAUCCGAGGGUACCCCACGCAACAGCACCAGCCAAUACACUCCAAUACUUUUACUCAUAACGAAGCUAGUUCUCUGCGCGCGGAGCUGAACGCGCUGCGCACAGCAUCUGAGGAGACGGAGCGCGCCAAAGAGAGCCUGCGGACUGACAACACGCGCCUCACGCACCGCAUCUCGUACCUCGAGGAGCAGGUCGCCGAGAUGCUGGCCAGGCAUGCACAGGUACAACCCACAAGCAGCAACGACAGUUGCAUAACUGUUAAUAAAUCAAAGAAAAAUGUGACCAAUAUUAACAUCACUACGGAACCCCAAUCAAAGAGUAAACAUAGUCCGAAAUCAGAAGUUCAGGUGUUCCAAAAGGGUCCGGACAUCACGGCCAUCGUCGCCAAAUUACCUGGACUGGACGGAGCUGAAGCUAACCUGCCCCUCAUGAGGCCAAGGUCCAACGCUUCUGGAGCGUCGUCCAGAGCCGCAGUAUCUCCUCGAGCCUCGCCACAACCAAACUACAGAUCCCACAGCUCGCACAGUUUGGAACACAAAGCUGGGCGCAUGCGGCAUUCUCUCUCACACCACUGCAUACACGGUGCUAUGGAUUACAGCGCGGAAACAGAUGCCGCAAUACGUAUGAUCGAACGAAACCAAAGACACAUGGAGAAACAACGCAUGAAAUCAGAAAAACUAAACAGAACCAAGACAGAAGAAUACUUCCGAUCAGACAGCGACUUGGACGUAAAAGAUUCUCGCAUAAACAUGAGCGCUUGCGACCCCAAACAUUAUGAGAUCAAAAAAGCAGCCGACCGUAUAGAAGAGAGCAUCAAGAAAACCAAUUGGGCUGAGAGGAAAACGCUGUCAAUAAUUGAACAGUUGAAACGGUCGCAGCGGUUAAGGAAGAUGAAGAAGAAUGAUAGCUCAGAAGAUAUUCAGGUAGAAUCUGAGAAGCAUUACAUGUACCAUAGGAUAGAUGGCAAAGUGUUGGAGAAUGCCCACAAGUCGAGUCGAAGAACAUCGAAACUACACAGCAGAAGCGCCAAGUCUUCAGAAUUCGAAUCGGAGUGUUCCGACUACCCUAACGGUGACAUGUACAGCAGUUCUCCGAGGAUAGACUACGGGUCUGAAAGCUGCUCAAGGUUGAGUCACUAUCGGAAAAACGAGGAUAGGAGAGAUAGUGACGUGAAGUCAAGACCCACUCCACCGCGAAAACCACUUCGUCUAUCUUUACAUAAGGCGCGUAGUGCCCACUCAUUAGUAAAUGGGAGCGAAUCAGAAACACCUAGUAGACCAUUAUCGGAACUGCAGAAUGGCGACCUUCAAGAUUGUCAGAAGAGACCAGUGAAAAGAACUCACGGAGCCGAUAAGUGGGCAAGGGAAAGAAUAAGGGAUCCAGGACGAGCUACUCCAAGACCGACGCGGAAACUCUUGAACGGGCUGAGCGCGUGCGAGACUCCAGCAGCCGAUGCUCUGUACCCUGAGAAUACUCAUAAACCGAUGAAAGCGAAUGGUGUCAUGCAUUCAGCAGGCAAGUGGUGCUAAAGUCGAAAAGAACAGUCCAGUACGUACAAUUAGGAAA
Molecule: messenger RNA, 2756 nt
Organism: Achroia grisella
Lineage: Eukaryota; Metazoa; Arthropoda; Insecta; Lepidoptera; Pyralidae
Gene: sprt
Exons: 11
Coding region: 236-2719 (827 amino acids)
Molecular function (GO): protein binding
Source: RefSeq, a predicted model, not a curated record